GGUUGGGGAUACAGUACUCGACAAACUCGGUUUUUGCAGACUAAAUCUAAUCUACAUCUGGCAACUUAUCCAAGGCGUGAACAGUGCGAGUCGAAAUCUACAUCUAUAAAGCGUGUCUGAACGCGAAGUCUCGUUCGACGUCAAGCAGUGUCACCAUGUCUCAAGUAAUCGCCCAGUCUUCCGAUCCCACGAUCCGCUAUCUCUCCACCACGCAAGCCUACGACCUCUGGUCGGCUGUGUAUGACACAGACGGCAACUUUCUGCAGAUGUUGGAUACGAUUGAGAUGAAAAUUCUGAUGCCACGAAUGCUCAAGAUCCUGGAAAAUGAGCUCGCUUAUCCCCGCCCGUGGACCUUGGUGGACCUGGGAUGCGGAACGGGCAGGAACACGGCAGCAUUGCUGGAGGUAGAAGAUGCUGCGACGGUAGUUGGGCUCGAUCUCAGUCCUGGCAUGCUCGAGGUGGCACGAGUUCGACUGCAGAGGUUCCAUGCGGAUGGUAAAUUGAAGCUCCAGGUGUAUGACAUGUUGCAAGAGUCCUCGCCACCAGAAUUUGCCGUCGGCGCGGAUGCUGUGGUGUCAACACUGGUCAUCGAACAUAUCCCCGCAGACAUCUUUUUCGCCACAGUCGCCAAAAUCCUCAAACCAGGAGGGAUCUUAGUGCUGACCAACAUGCACUCAGAGAUGGGCAAGAUCAGUCAGGCUGGUUUUAUUGAUCCGAAAACGGGCGAAAAGAUCCGCCCAACCAGUUACUCACACACGUUGACCGAAGUCGAGGUAGCCGCCUCGGAAAAUGGGUUUGAAGUGCUCGGACAGAUUGAGGAGCGGAAAGUGGACCAGCCAAUGGUUGCAGUCCUGGGACAACGGUCGGAGAAAUGGGUGGGCGUAACAGUAUGGUUUGGAGGGAUUCUCAGAAAAUGUGCAUGACGGUUGUCAGUCAGAGAAGAAGCCCCGCAGUAAACGGUUUCUGUGUUGGACUAGGUUUUGGUGCUUCUUCAAGGACGAGUUCAAUGUCUGUGUCUCGAAGGAGUGGUGAUCAUCAAGAAUAAUUUGCGUGUACGCAAAGAGACUGGCGUCGAAGAGGCCCGGAGUGGACUGACCGAAGAAAAACUGAUCGUCGGCUAGCAGGGUAGAUAAUGAUCGAAAGGCCUGUUCAGCCUGCGAGUAGAGCUGUUGGGGGUCGAUGACAGCAUUCAUUUUCAGCAGUUCUUCUCUUGCGGCAGCUUGCAGCUGAUGAGCCAGGCUCAGACGGACGGCUGAGGAUGACGAGGACGAUGCAAC
This is a messenger RNA of Cladophialophora immunda, 1277 nucleotides long. RefSeq lists its product as uncharacterized. Bases 156 to 923 code for a protein of 255 amino acids. The transcript has a single exon. The record is from RefSeq and is a predicted model, not a curated record. Lineage: Eukaryota; Fungi; Ascomycota; Eurotiomycetes; Chaetothyriales; Herpotrichiellaceae.